Messenger RNA from Phytomonas sp. Hart1, 4326 nucleotides. Lineage: Eukaryota; Euglenozoa; Kinetoplastea; Trypanosomatida; Trypanosomatidae. The record is from the annotation of a GenBank genome assembly.
AUGCGUCAAACCCAUUUUCUUAUUUUCUAUUUUGUAGGCACGGGGACCUUUACGCACUCUAAUUUAUUACCUAACUUCUUUCGUAAACAACCUACCCCACGCGUUGCUACAUUGGAGGGCAACGAUUCGAACUACUUCUAUAGUGUCAAGUGCAAAGCUAAUCAUGACACCAAUUCACACUGGGAAGGAGGGGUAAAAGGCACUAGAUGUGCCGUUAGGCUUGAGGCCAACCCUGCAGAAUAUUCGUCGCUCUUUGAAUUUGCACCCCUCCGUUUAUUUAGUUUUCCUUCUGUUCAAUUCAGCAACAGUGGAGCUCGGAAACGAAUGUCAAAUUUCUUGUGCCGAAACAUUACGAUUUCAACAAAUUCUGCAGCCAUCUUUACUACGCAUCGCUGGCAGAGCGUCAAUAACGAGCCAUGCGGUGAAGCUGAUGCGUCUCCGAUGGAUGCAUCGAGUAAUGACGCUUCUGCUGCGGUAGCACCGGCAUCUAAUCAAGAAGUGGACUGCUAUGAUGUGGAACAGCACAUAGCCGAUGCGGAAGUCUUGCUACGCGAGGUAUAUGGCCCCCAUGCUAAGUUAGUGGUUCAGACACUUGCACAGCAGCACGAGAAGCAUCACAACCGCCAAGGGCACUCCAUCACUGAUCAAAGCGUCAUGUCAAGGACAGGCCACGAGACGGGCGUGGACGUCAGCCGUGGUGACUCUUCCAAGGAUUUGGUGUCUGAAUCAUUGUAUCACUAUUCCAAACAAUCUGUUACCCACACAAGAAAAAACAAUAAUCACUGCUAUCGUGUCUCAGCAGCCUUCCGACAACUUGGGUUUCCCGUGGAGCUAGCGACUACCAAGGGCCACAAAAUCCAAGAAGUGAUUGAGAAGUGUCUAACACAAGCACUUAACAGUGAUUUAGUGUUUAUUCAACCAAGUUCCCACAACCAUAACGUAUAUUCUUCACGCAACAACACGUACUUACCUUCGAAAAAUUCCACACAAGAACCGAAGGGGCAUCCUCACUCACAGGGCCGUCAAACCCGCAAACACGGUGGCAAGCGGAGACACACAAUGAAUCCACAUCAGCUCGAGCUCAAGGCCAUUCUGGACGAGCUACGUCAUUUAUGCCUUUUUUUUAGUCGAAAUCUAAAAUUUUCCAUUAGGCCGUCCCUGUUGACGACAGCUCAAUCUUCGCCGCCGCAAGCAGCAUCAGAUCAGGAAGAGGAGGACAUGGAGAGCGACAAUGUUACAACUGCGGACCGAUGGCGGUGCCGGGCCUAUGUCAAAAAUGAUUGGAGUGCUGUUAACCGCACAAUUCUGGCGCUCGAAACGAUAAGCAGUUUACCUAGUGAAGCUUUUUCACAGUGUGUGGCUGAGCUACGCAGGCGAUAUAAGGAAGAGAUGAAUUCGGAUGAUGUGAUGCUGGAGAGCGUGCGCGAGGUUGAGCUGUUGGAGCCGCCGGGCUGGUGUGUGGAUGCCAGAUGUAUGCAAGAGGUGGACAGGACAGGGGACACCACAGACAGUAAAAGGGUUGUGGUGACAAGCGUACACGACACGACUGCAGAGAUCUCAGACGAAAGGAGGGUCGAUGACGCUACUAGUGCAGAACCAGAUGAGGGGUUCGACAGGUUUGUGCACACCUACUGCGCCUAUGUCAAUAUGGAAGACGAGUAUGGUAAUGUGACCAUGACGCAGACGCGUCGCCAGCCAACACAGAUUCAAGCGUACCAAAACGCAGCAUUACAUGCUAUCCGUUCGAGAAGUCUGUGGGGACGUAGGGCACACUUGUUAAGUGAAAGCUUGUCAUCAACCCCACUGCUGGUACGAAUGCGCUGGCAAUUUGACGCCAUGGUGACAGCAAUCGCAGAUUUCACUGGAAAGCAGCCACAUGAAGUGGCCGAAAUACGCGUCGAAGGGAUCGGCAACUCAGCGUCAAACCAAUCAACACAGAAUAACAUUGUUUUGCUAUCGUCCUCUGAAUUGGCUGUGCAUAAUUUUUCGUCAGCAUCUUCACCUAAUCUGUGUUUUAAGACAUCCUUUUCAUGCGAUGGGGCGCUUGUAUGGGAGUCAACAAGUGGUGGACGGUAUCGUAUCGAGUUUGACGCUUACGUUCAGGCUCUGCACUACCUUCUUGAUCAGUAUGGAGACCUUAUUGCCACAUGGACACGCAAGGGCACGUCUGAUGGUCUCAAGUACCAUUUUUAUGAAGACAGCUACAGUAGUGACGCAGGGCUUCUCCGCAUGGGCGACACAUCUAUUCUGUUUCCGUCGUCUACUAUGCUUCAGCUCGCAGUCGAGCUCCAUGAUCGCUUUAAUAUUCUAAAGAAUCACAGCGGCAAGUGGAACUGCUAUGCCCUAUUGGGAACCCUCACAUCGCGGCUUAUCGGGUGCUACUAUAAAUCCUCUUACUCGUUCAAUGAAGAGACCAAGGAGUGGUGGUCAACGUUGACAGUAGACGACGGGUUAAGGGUUGACCAAAUUCUUAUUCAGCGUUCCUCUAAACUGAAAGGUGAGUCCUGGCGGCUUGCUUGCUUGGCCGCCCUGCGCGAGAACUUUCCGCGGCAAUAUGAGGAAGUAAUACGACGCUAUCCGGAUGUCAAUCUCUCGGGUGAUACCAUGGCUCGUAGCUCUCGGUUCCGCGCGCUGCCGCGUGAGAAGCGUAUUCAGCACAUUGGAAAUAUUUUCUCCUUGGUGACAACCUUCGCAGAGGAGGACCUUGGGUGGACUCAACUGCGAAUCCGACUGCGAAACGCAUCGGGGGAUAUCGGCCUUCCCCAGUGGAUUGCCGAAAUGGAGGCGCAGGUGGAAGGUGAAGAGGGUCGACGCGUGGUUGCAGUAUCCCCGUCCUACGCACAGGUUCGGCACGCCCGCCGCGCUCUUAUAUAUCGUGUGGCGAAGGCCUACUUCCCUAAGGAACUGGCCGUUUAUCAGAAACUACAGCGGGACGAUUCUCAGGACCCCGAUGCAGACCCUACGGUACGUCGUACAAAGAUAUACCAAGUUGGCGGGCCACCCUUUCUAUGGCAGCUGUGCACGCUGCUGGGGAGCAAGCAUCCAAGCCUGGAGCCCAUCACGUGGCAGAUUCGACUGCGCCCUCGCGUACAAAACUCUAACGUGGCCUCUGAAGAAUCAACAGAUAGUGUGGGGUCGCAGCAUAACGACGUUAACACGAAUGAUGGUAGAUCACUUUUGCACCCACCAAGUAAUGAGGAGGUUGGGGAAUGGCUAAGUGUGUUGAGCGAGGGUAGUCCUCUGGCAUUACUAGAGAUCUUGUCAUCUCCAGAUCAGCUACACCAGCCGCUUGGUGCUUACCUCACUUAUGCCGCCGAUGUGUUUGGUGCGAAUGGUGAUGUUCUUAUUACUGAAUAUCAUGGUGGGCCUAGCGAAAGCGCUGUAAAUGUUUUGAUAGCAGCCCUCAAGGCAGCAUCAAAACAGUUGGGCGGCGCAGACGCGGAGGUGCUGUGGACAGAGUAUGAGACACUUCCAUGCCCCUCCAUGAACCACCCGAAGGAGCUGACGUUGUAUCUAUUUUACACCUUUUUCGGAGACAGUGGGGCAGCAUGGAGUUCAACAGAUGACACGCAUCCGGUGACAGCAUGGAAGUCUAAUGGUGCAAUAGUCAAGCCGGAUCCCGAUCAAAGUUCCGGUCUACAGACUGAAUCGAGCAGCGACAAUGAGCAGCCGACACCAAUGCCAGCUACUCGAGGAGGGGAUUCCUGCGAAGCAACGCCGGCAAUUACCAAUGCCUCUACACUCGCCAUCAACACGGUUCAACUGGGAAAUUAUUGGGUGUCAACGGUGUGCUUGAGGGAGUUAGGCAUGUUGCCUAUCGCGCGUGCCAUAGCCGCCACUAAGCGGGGUAGCGUUAUGGACGCUAUAACGCUGGCUGCCCGACUCAGUUUUUCCCGCCUUCUGCAUGAAAUGGCGAAACGUCAACCAGCCUUGUCGGCAUUGGCAACUGAACUACUAAGUGAUCCUAUUGUAGAAAAUUUGCCAGAAGUUGCGGUACGCAAUUUGUUGUCGCAGAUGGAUUACCAAAGGUAUGCUGGCCAGUUGAGGUUGUCGCCGUUCAAACUCCUCUUGAGGUGCAUGUACCGAGACUACAGACGGCGGAAACGAAUUCGUGCUCAGCAGUCCCAAGAGGCAGGUGGAGGGAGUUUUCAGUGCCGCCUUUAUCUACAGGCUGACACACGGGAAGUAACGAAGGGGGGUGCGCAGCUUGUGGGGUUCGGUUCUGCACUAAGUUCUGGGGAGGCGUUGAAUCUGGCCUCGCUCAUGGCCUUGAAGAACCUUUUCUCAGAGGACGCCACUGCAUUGUUGGGAACUGUAGGGUAUUAG